AUGACCUAUCAGUUGAAUUGCCGAGAGAACCUGUCGAAGACGGGGGUGCCGUGUCAACAGCAAUGCGUGCACGCAAUCAUCACGUUGAGCACGUUCGCCGAGGGCUUCGAUUACCUGCAUUGCAAAUGCGAGGGGAACUUGUGUCAAAAGAGUCAAGAUAGAAUCAACCGGUGUCUCCCCAACAUCGUCCAGUUGAACCGCACCGAUUCCAUCAUUCCUUGCGAGGCCAACUCAUCGGCAGCAAAAGUGGCACCUUCAUGCAAUUUGGUACUCGAUCUAGUAGUGAUGUGUCAUGAAAUCGAAUAG
This is a messenger RNA of Darwinula stevensoni, 306 nucleotides long. NCBI's taxonomy places the organism in Eukaryota, Metazoa, Arthropoda, Ostracoda, Podocopida, Darwinulidae. The record is from the annotation of a GenBank genome assembly.